Molecule: messenger RNA, 1273 nt
Organism: Mangifera indica (mango)
Lineage: Eukaryota; Viridiplantae; Streptophyta; Magnoliopsida; Sapindales; Anacardiaceae
Product: probable ribose-5-phosphate isomerase 2
Exons: 1
Coding region: 160-966 (268 amino acids)
Biological process (GO): pentose-phosphate shunt, non-oxidative branch
Molecular function (GO): ribose-5-phosphate isomerase activity
Source: RefSeq, a predicted model, not a curated record
AUCUGCUCACGCCUUCUCCGCCACACCCGCCUCCUAAUCCAAUCCUCCAAGCUCCUCUUCGUUUCUAACCCAUAAAUUUUCAUUAUUUUUAUUUACACCCUUUUCGUUUUUCUUCCAUCCAUUUAGUCUUCCAUCUCCUAUUUCUUGAUCUUCUUCACGAUGGCCGUUGCUUACCCCCAUUUGAUUCCCGCUGAAAAUCCCGCUUCAAUGGAGUCCUCUUUGUCCGCUUUAUCUCCUCCUCCCGUUCUUUUAACACAAGACGAGCUUAAAAAAAUCGCCGCGUACAAGGCUGUUGAGUUCGUCGAAUCGGGUAUGGUUCUCGGACUCGGAACUGGGUCCACCGCGAAGCACGCUGUGGAUAGAAUCGGCGAGUUAUUGCGACAAGGAAAGCUUAAGAACAUUAUAGGAGUACCCACUUCGAAGAAAACGCACGAACAGGCGGUCUCGUUGGGGAUUCCUUUGUCGGAUCUUGAUUCCCACCCGGUUCUCGAUUUGGCCAUCGAUGGGGCGGACGAAGUCGACCCGUUUUUGAAUUUGGUGAAAGGGCGAGGUGGGUCUUUGCUGCGGGAGAAAAUGGUGGAGAGUGUGUGCAAGAAGUUUGUGGUGAUUGUUGAUGAGUCGAAAUUGGUGAGUCAUUUGGGCGGGAGUGGACUGGCUAUGCCGGUUGAAGUGGUGCCGUUUUGUUGGAAAUUUACGGCAAAACGGCUGCAGGACUUGUUUGAGGAUUGUGGGUGUGUAGCAAAGUUGAGAACUUGCUUAGAAAAAAACCAACCUUUUGUCACUGAUAAUGGAAAUUAUAUUGUUGAUUUGUAUAUCAAGAAAGAUAUUGGGGACUUGAAGGUGGCCAGUGAUGCGAUUUUGAGGCUUGCUGGUGUUGUUGAGCACGGCAUGUUUCUUGAUAUGGCUACUACUGUGAUUGUUGCAGGGGAGCUUGGGGUUAAAAUCAUACCUAAGCAAUUAACAUGAAGGGUAUUUUAGUUUCAUUUAUUUACAGGAUUUACUCAUUGUUUACCCUUUUAGAGUUGAACUUCCGGAGAGGGGUUUUUGGGUUCAUUUUAUUACAGCCAAUUGAUAAAUGUAUCUGCAAGUUUUGCUGAGACAAGGCUAAGGAUUAGGGGAGGAUUAGUGGAUUAUAACGUAAUUUUGUGGACUACUGAAUGAUAGAAAAAAAUGAAGAAAAACAUGUUGUAUUUUCAGUUGUCUUUGCAAGUUUAGAUCUAAUCUAAUUUUUAUAAAUGCCUUUGAUUUGACUGGGUCAAGGGACUUUUACUUA